AUGGAGGAAGUAGUAAUAUAUGAUAUCGAUGAUUUAUACAUGUCUAGUAGAAAACAAUUGAUACAAUUGUGUGAAGAUAGACAGAUAGAAUGGAACAAAUUAGAAGUGAACGAGAAGUUGGUGAAUAAGCUAAUGCAAGAUCAACAAGAAAGAGUCAAGUUUAAAGAGUUGGUAGCUCCUUUGUACAUGUAUCACAAGGGUCACGUCGAUCACACUCUACCUACCUAUCUAAUCAUUAAAAUCAUUGGAAUGGUGUGGAAUGAGCUACUCGAUGAAAGUCAUGCCGUCGAUCUAUCACUCCCAUUAAUCUUUAAAAAAAGAGAAAGACUUGGAAUGGCACUUGGAUUAUCAUUAAUUAGUAAACAAUUAUUUAAUGUAGUUGCUACAUUUUAUAGUUCCUUUCAAUUGAUGGAAAGUGGUUCUGAAAUGAUGAGUCAUCUGCAACGAAUUUAUUGUGUAUUCAAGACACCGGCAAGAAUCAAUACGAGCAGCAAGGCAUUGGAUGUAGCAUUCUUUAUGAAACAACCAACCUUGCACAUGAAAUAUGCCUUUCACAAGGUCGACGUACCCAUCUCGGUUGUCAACACAUUCCUUUCCAAAUUGAAUCGUCAAAUGGAGACCAUCAAGUUACCAGCCAAAUGCAACAUCACCUCUCUCACACCGACAGUUGCCAAUUCCAUCACCACAUACUCGGGUCCCCUCGAUCCAAAUGUUGCCCUACCAAAAUUAACCAAAUACAUUCACAAUCUAUAUUCUUUGCCUCAUUCACUAGAGAAUCUGUCCUCGAUGUUGCCAAAUAUUCGGUAUUUGGCAGUUGACCUAAAACAUGAAAAGGGUCUUUGGUUGGGUGUCAUUGAAUUGCUUGCACACUUGCACACUGUCGAGGAUUGUCAAGACUAUCAACCCAUCAACCACACCGACACCUCUUUACCCAUUUACAAAUUCACCAAUCCUACAUUCUCCACCUUUGCCAUUCGUUUCUAUCUAAAGGAUCGUGACUCUUCCUAUAUCCUAAGAGACACAAGAUCAAUGUUUACAAAAUCAUCUUUUACCUAUUCCAAAGAACAAUGGAAAUAUAGAAAAUGGUAUAUUAAAGUUCAAUAUAAAUAUGUAAUUCCACAAGUAUAA
Molecule: messenger RNA, 1128 nt
Organism: Cavenderia fasciculata
Lineage: Eukaryota; Evosea; Eumycetozoa; Acytosteliales; Cavenderiaceae
Exons: 3
Coding region: 1-1128 (375 amino acids)
Source: RefSeq, a predicted model, not a curated record